AUGCAUCAGUCCGUCUACAUUUCAGCGGUGACAGCCGUCUUGGCUGGGAUCACCCAUGCCGCCUCUGGAGCCGGGUCUACCACGAGAUACUGGGACUGUUGCAAACCCUCAUGUGCCUGGCCUGGAAAAGCCGCUGUCUCCCACCCGGCUUAUACGUGCGACAUCAACGACAAGCCACUCUCCAACUACGAGGCAGUCUCAGGAUGCCAGAGCGGCGGCAGCGCCUACACAUGUACUGACCAAGCCCCAUGGGCAGCCAACGACCUCGUCUCCUACGGCUUCGCAGCAACGGCCAUCAGCGGCGGCACAGAGGCCAGCUGGUGCUGCGCCUGCUACGCCCUGACCUUCACGUCCGGGAAGGCAAAGGGGAAGCAGAUGAUCGUGCAGUCCGUCAACACGGGCGGCGACCUCGGCGCGAACCACUUCGACCUCCAGAUCCCCGGCGGCGGCACGGGCAUCUUCGACGGGUGCACGGCGCAGUUCGGGAGCACGUGGGGCGCCCAGUACGGCGGCAUCUCGGACAGGUCUCAGUGCGCGACGCUGCCGGCCAAGCUGCAGGCCGGCUGCGAGUGGCGGUUCGACUGGUUCCGGAACGCGGACAACCCGACGCACACCUUCACUCAGGUCGCGUGCCCUGCCGAGCUCACCAGCAUCAGCGGCUGCGUCAGGGACGACGACGGCAGCUUUCCGAAGUUCGUCAUGCCUUCGCCCGCUACGUGGACGCCUCCGACUCCUACGGUGACUGCUGCGGCUUAUGGGCAGUGUGAUAGCAUGACUUGGGAUGUGGCUAUGCUGUGCCCUUCCGGAUACUACUGUAGCCGCAUAACUGAUUGUGAGUCGAAGUUCAUCUCCCUCAUACUUCACGAUGUAUGCUAA
Diaporthe batatas is the source of this 876-nucleotide messenger RNA. RefSeq lists its product as uncharacterized. The record is from RefSeq and is a predicted model, not a curated record. The transcript has 3 exons. Bases 1 to 876 code for a protein of 291 amino acids. NCBI's taxonomy places the organism in Eukaryota, Fungi, Ascomycota, Sordariomycetes, Diaporthales, Diaporthaceae. Gene Ontology annotation, molecular function: cellulase activity. Gene Ontology annotation, biological process: carbohydrate metabolic process.